Molecule: messenger RNA, 1403 nt
Organism: Symsagittifera roscoffensis
Lineage: Eukaryota; Metazoa; Xenacoelomorpha; Acoela; Convolutidae
Product: amiloride-sensitive sodium channel subunit gamma-like
Exons: 2
Coding region: 91-1182 (363 amino acids)
Biological process (GO): sodium ion transmembrane transport
Cellular component (GO): plasma membrane
Molecular function (GO): ligand-gated sodium channel activity
Source: RefSeq, a predicted model, not a curated record
UAUGACACAAUUGGAUCCGGACUUGCUGCUGGUUCGACUUUUGAAUCCGUCCGACCAUAUGACUGGUUCGAAGCGUUCCAAAAUUCAUUAAUGCCGGAUUUUUCUGACUUCCAAAAACUGGUUCGGUUCACGAGAGCCGAAACCAUCGGAAAUGGACACCUUAAAGAAGACUUCAUAGUCCAGUGUAACUUCGACAACCAGCGCUGCGGUCCGGAGAACUUUAAAACUGGCCAAUUUGACAAACUCGGCAACUGUUUCAGUUUCAACUCAGUUCAACAUGACAUUUCAGUUCCUCCUCUCAAUACCAGCCAAACUGGUGCAAGUUUUGGACUUAAACUUACACUUUUCAUCGACAAAGAUGAAUACUUGGGAAUUGCCGGCCAGUUUUCAGGCGCAAAACUGAUUAUUUCGAACCCAUACGAGCACCCGUCCAGAUUUGCGGAGAGUAUCAACUUGGCUGCGGGAACUCUGACAGUCGUCUCCAUGCACCAAGAGCUCCUAUCUCGUCAAAGCAGUCCAUAUUCUACAUGUUCGCAGUCUUGGCCUGAAAAUCUGGAACUGAACCACAUGAAAGACCGCUUCGAUUACACAGUACCGUUUUGUGAAGAUCUCUGCAUGCGGAAUUACAUCGCGACCAACUGCAAUUGCUCUUGGGAUCCAGAUCGCAUAUACAGCAGCAACCCCGAAAUAAUUGAGAGAUCAAGGAACCAGUGUCAUAUAUGGCGCCCAGCUCAAAGAGCCUGCAUCGAAGCAAGCGUUCAGCAAUUUUUGAAUGAGAUACAAUCCUGCCGUUGCAGUCAGGAAUGUUCUAAAAGGAAACUGAAAUUCUACUCGUCCACCUCUGAAUGGCCUUCGGAAGCGUACACUCCUUAUUUGGCAAUGCUGCUUGAAAAGUCUCAUUCCACCGCUGUGUUCGACUUUGUCAUGAAAAGCCUUGAAACCUCGAGGGGACAGAAUGUUGUACUGAAAAGCAUUUUGCAGGAAAACUUCGUCCGGGUUGAGAUUCAUUUUAUUACUCUGGAUUUCACACAUAUCGCUGAGGUUCCGAAAUACAACAUGGCUAUGCUAUUCGGUACCUUGGGAGGGAAUUUGGGGCUGUGGCUUGGGUGGAGCCUGAUGACACUCUUCGAGAUGUUUCAAUGGGUGUACUUCUGUGCCAAAAUUGCUCUGAAUCAAAAAUGACCCAUCUUUCUUUUGCCGUCGGCUAUUACUCGUGUAUCAUUUGUUUGCAAUUGAGUUGAACAGGAUUUAAAGAACGUUUAAACUGAGAUCAAUUACUCAAACAGUCUGGAGUGAACGAGUGUGAGUGUGUUUUUAAAGCGUGUUUUCUUUAAAAAAUAUAUAUAAUGAUCAAGGUGAUUGGAUUUACCCAAAAUGUAUUUAGGCGCUAAAAGGGGAGAUGC